Molecule: messenger RNA, 1704 nt
Organism: Ambispora leptoticha
Lineage: Eukaryota; Fungi; Glomeromycota; Glomeromycetes; Archaeosporales; Ambisporaceae
Source: the annotation of a GenBank genome assembly
AUGGAUCGACUACAGGAACCCGUAACAGAAUGGGACGCCAAUAAGGUGCACACUUGGCUCUCUCAAAUUGGGUAUCCGACCUACGAACUACAACUAAAAGAACAAGGCAUCACUGGCGACAUUUUAGUUCACAUGGAUCAUGAAGCUCUUAAAGACAUCGGGAUUCGUUCGGUCGGCCAGAGAGUGUCGAUAUUAAAAGCCAUUUAUAAUCUCAAACUUCAACAUAACGUACCAGUUGAAUUGUUCGAUUAUGUCCCGCCUUCUGCGGAAUUUGAAAAUGAAAUGAGUAUGGUUAAUGGAAUACCCAACAUUCGAAAACUCGAAAAUGCAUUGCAAGAAAGAGAUGCAAUGAUAGCUCAGCUAUCAAGAGAAGUAACACGACUUUCAAAUGAUUUAUCAAAACUACGAGAGGAGUUACAGCCGGUUUUUAAAUUUGUAGCAAAAGAAAACAAGCCAGACUGGCAAAAUCCUGGCAAAGUAAAAUAUAAUUCAAAUUCAUCUAAAAAUUUAUCUGUACAAGUACCAGGUAUAAAUGUUGCCCCUUAUACAAUAAGGUCUACUUCAUUUCAAAAUGAAGGACUAAGUGCGCCACCUUCUUCGCCACGAUCUCCGCGAGAAGGAGGUGGAAGUCGUGCUCUACCACAAGUUACAAUUAACGAUCAUUCGGGUGCAAUUAAAUUCAUGCAAAAUCAAAAUACUGGAAGAGAGGCGGAAACUUUCAAAGCUUUCCGUGUUUCAGUAGAAGAUCCUUGUUAUAAAGUAUUGCCGGCAGCAUUAAAAAAAUACAAAAUUACAGAUGAUUGGCGUCAAUAUGCAUUGUUUAUAUGCUACGGCAAAGAGGAGAAAUGCUUAAGUUACGAGGAAAAGCCAUUAUUAUUAUUUCAAAAAUUGAAGGAACAAGAUCUCAAACCAGUUUUUAUGCUGAAAAAUAUAAAGGAAAUUAAAUCUCCUUUUGCAACCGCUAAAGAGAUUAUAAAUUCACUUAAAGCAAGUAAAGCAAAACGAAGGACAACACUUCUUAAUAAGGAAUUACCACCUGCACCGCAUGAGGGAAAUGGAGGAGCUGGCUCUUCAUCCUCAUAUAAUAAUACAUCAAGUUUCGAUGAAUAUAUCGAAGAUGACCAAUCAGAAACGACAGUAGUGGAAGUAAAUGGAACAGCCGUGGCUAUUUAUCCAUAUAAUCCAGAAUUAGAGGAUGAACUUAAAAUUCUCGUUGGGGAUGUUUUUAAUAUAAAAAGUAAAUCGGAAGGUUGGUGUUUUGUAGAGAAAGACGGUCAAGAAGGAUGGGUUCCACAAAAUUGUUUAUUAGAGACAACGGUGAAUGGAGGUGAUAUGAUGGAUAGUGAUAGUCCACUGGUGGGCAGAGGUGUUGCGUUGGUUGAUUAUCAUAGUAGGGGUGGUGAUGAGCUUAGUAUGAAAAAAGACGAUCAUCUUCGAAUUUAUAAAAUGGAUAAUUAUUGGCUAUAUUGUGAGAUAAAUGGAGUUCGUGGAUGGGCACCAAGUUGGUAUGUGCGGAUAGAUAAACCGGUGGCUGAUGACGUAGAAAGUGAGAUUGAUCCUGCAAGUCCACGACGACAAAAUCAUAAUACUUCCAAUAACAGCAAUAAUGAAAAUAAUGGGCAGCAUUCACCUAUAAUUUCCACACCUACAAGAAUUAAUCAUGAUAGUUCAUCUGCGAGUCACUUUGAAGGAUUUUCGAUUUAA